Lolium rigidum is the source of this 711-nucleotide messenger RNA. Its product is annotated as glycolipid transfer protein 3-like. Gene Ontology annotation, molecular function: ceramide 1-phosphate binding; ceramide 1-phosphate transfer activity. Gene Ontology annotation, biological process: ceramide transport; intermembrane lipid transfer. The record is from RefSeq and is a predicted model, not a curated record. NCBI's taxonomy places the organism in Eukaryota, Viridiplantae, Streptophyta, Magnoliopsida, Poales, Poaceae. The transcript has 6 exons. Gene Ontology annotation, cellular component: cytoplasm; cytosol; membrane. Bases 1 to 711 code for a protein of 236 amino acids.
AUGGAGAGAGAAAGGGAGAAGAUGGAGAGAGAAAGGGAGAAGAUGGAGAGCGGCAAGUCAGAGCUGAGGAUGGCCAUGGAGGAGCUCUGCUUGCUCAGCUCGAGAGAUGCGGAGGAUCAUCAGCAGGAGCAAGAGCAAGAGCAGCAGCAGCAGAGGUCAUCCACCAUGGACCUCCUCUGUGUCUCCAAGCAGCUUCUCCAUGUCCUUGAUGAGAUUGGGCCAACAUUACUAGUCCUAAGGCAAGACAUUCAGCAAAACAUUCAGAGAUUAGAAGAUCUGCAUGCGAGAGACCCUUCCAAAUAUGCGAGCUUGACUGCGAUUGUGACAGAAGAAGUAGAGGAAGGGAUGUCAAAGAAGGCCAACAGUUGCACCAGGGCUACUAUCUGGCUGUCUAGGUCCAUGAAUUUCUCAUUACAUUUGCUGGAGAGUUUAUUGAAGAACCCAGAGACAAGCCUGAAAGAGAUUGUGGAAGAAGCAUACAAAAUCACCCUAAAGCCAUACCAUGGAUGGAUUUCAUCAGCUGCUUACAGGGUAGCGUUGGAGCUCAUUCCAGACAGAGAGAUCUUCAUUCAGUUGUUGAUGGGGAACUGCCAGGAUCCUGAAGAUUUUGCAGGAGAUGUCAUGAUCUUUAUUUCCAUUGUCCAGCCUCUGCUUGAGGAGAUCAAUACCAUUUUGGUUAAGCACAAACUGGACAGGCUGAAAUCUACCUGA